Carica papaya (papaya) is the source of this 677-nucleotide messenger RNA. Lineage: Eukaryota; Viridiplantae; Streptophyta; Magnoliopsida; Brassicales; Caricaceae. The record is from RefSeq and is a predicted model, not a curated record.
CAACUUCACCCACUCCUUUUUGCCCUUCAGCCAACCCCCAAGUCCACCAUUUUCAGAACUUAGACGAGAAUAUAUAUAUAUAUAUAUAACAAAACAUAAACACUAACCUACAACCUCUCUCUCCUCCUCUCAGCUUCAUUGCGGUUAUGGCGGUGUUCUCUACCUCCCUCGCGCCUCAAAUCUCCGGCACCAAAUCAGCAACCUCCUAUUGCCCUCUCUUCUCCGGUCUUCGCCGAUCAUGCUCGAAACUCGACAGCAUCUCCAACUCACAAGAGUCUUUUGUUCAACACAUCAACUCUACUCUCCGUCUCUCCUCAUCUUCUCGUAAGCCUUGCAGAGGCGUUGUUGCCAUGGCCGGCUCUGGCAAGUUUUUUGUUGGUGGAAACUGGAAGUGUAAUGGCACUAAGGACUCCAUCACUAAGCUUGUUUCUGACUUGAAUAGUGCAACAUUGGAGACUGAUGUUGAUGUUGUUGUAGCCCCGCCUUUUGUCUACAUCGAUCAGGUGAAGGCUUCAUUAACAGAUAGAAUUGAUAUAUCUGCUCAGAACUCUUGGGUGGGGAAAGGUGGAGCUUUCACCGGAGAAAUCAGCGUGGAGCAAUUGAAAGAUCUUGGCUGCAAGGCCCAGAGUUUGCAAACCAUUGUCAAUUCUGUUACAUCGAAGAAAGUUGCUGCGUGA